CCCCUCGGGCUCCCGGUAUAUAAAUCGGCCAUUUGCGUUGCUCCGCCCCAGAGCCCGGGAGUCAAAGCCGGUUCUCAGCCUAGUCCUGUCCUGAAGUUUCCUGCCUCCUCUUUGCUUUCAACAUGACAGAUGCCACUAUGUCCUUCGCCAAGGACUUCUUGGCAGGUGGAGUGGCCGCGGCCAUCUCUAAGACUGCGGUAGCGCCCAUCGAGCGUGUCAAGCUGCUGCUGCAGGUGCAGCAUGCCAGCAAGCAAAUUAGCGCAGAUAAGCAAUACAAAGGCAUUAUGGACUGUGUGGUUCGGAUUCCCAAGGAGCAGGGAGUCCUGUCAUUCUGGCGUGGUAACCUGGCCAACGUCAUCAGAUACUUCCCCACCCAGGCUCUCAACUUUGCCUUCAAAGAUAAAUACAAACAGAUCUUCCUGGGCGGCGUGGACAAGAAGACGCAGUUUUGGCGCUAUUUUGCAGGAAACCUGGCAUCAGGUGGUGCUGCUGGGGCCACAUCCUUGUGCUUUGUGUACCCUCUUGAUUUUGCCCGUACCCGGCUAGCAGCUGAUGUGGGCAAAGCCGGAGCUGAAAGGGAAUUCAAAGGCCUCGGUGACUGCCUGGUUAAGAUCUACAAAUCUGAUGGAAUUAAGGGCCUAUACCAAGGCUUUAAUAUGUCUGUGCAGGGUAUUAUUGUCUACCGGGCUGCCUACUUCGGUAUCUAUGAUACCGCAAAGGGAAUGCUUCCAGAUCCAAAAAAUACUCACAUCUUCAUCAGCUGGAUGAUCGCACAAUCCGUCACUGCCAUUGCUGGCUUGGUCUCCUAUCCCAUUGACACUGUUCGCCGCCGCAUGAUGAUGCAGUCAGGGCGCAAAGGAACUGAUAUCAUGUACACAGGCGCACUUGACUGCUGGAGGAAGAUCGCUCGUGAUGAAGGAAGCAAAGCUUUUUUCAAGGGUGCAUGGUCCAAUGUUCUCAGAGGCAUGGGGGGUGCUUUUGUGCUUGUCUUAUAUGAUGAAAUCAAGAAGUACACAUAAGUUAUUUCCUAGGGUUUCCCUGUGAACAGGUGUGUUGUAUUAUACGGCAUAUCUUGGCCAUUCUGGAUACAUUCUGAGCUGUCUAUUUAUUAAUGGUAACUGUUUGCUGGUUGAAAUGGGAAGCAAUAAUAUUCAUCUGACCACUUUUGUCUUAAAGCCAUUCCCAUGAUGCCAAUGAUAGGACUCAAAUUAUAUUUUUUAUUUCAUUCACUCCUGAUAAAUAACAAAUUUGAAGAAAUAAAAUAUCUAAAA
Messenger RNA from Castor canadensis (American beaver), 1271 nucleotides. It is a transcript of the gene Slc25a5, whose product is annotated as solute carrier family 25 member 5. Gene Ontology annotation, cellular component: mitochondrial inner membrane. The record is from RefSeq and is a predicted model, not a curated record. Gene Ontology annotation, molecular function: ATP:ADP antiporter activity. Gene Ontology annotation, biological process: mitochondrial ATP transmembrane transport; mitochondrial ADP transmembrane transport; negative regulation of mitochondrial outer membrane permeabilization involved in apoptotic signaling pathway. NCBI's taxonomy places the organism in Eukaryota, Metazoa, Chordata, Mammalia, Rodentia, Castoridae.